Messenger RNA from Pecten maximus, 1260 nucleotides. Its product is annotated as dynein heavy chain-like. The transcript has 3 exons. Lineage: Eukaryota; Metazoa; Mollusca; Bivalvia; Pectinida; Pectinidae. The coding region runs from base 1 to 1260 and encodes 419 amino acids. The record is from RefSeq and is a predicted model, not a curated record.
AUGUCGUGGUCGAAGUCUCGACGAAUUGGAGAACGUGCCUGCAAUACAAAACAUAAUGGCCCAAAGCAGAAAAGAAUCAGUGUGUUCCAUUAUGAGUACCGCGUGUUCCAUUAUGAGAACAACGUGUUCCAUAAUGAGUACAGCGUGUUCCAUUAUAAAUACAGCGUGUUCUAUUAUGAGAACAGCGUGUUCCAUUAUAAAUACAGCGUGUUCCAUUGUGAGAACAGCGUGUUCCAUUAUGAGAACAUCGUGUUUCAUUAUGAGAACAACGUGUUCCAUUAUGAGUACAGCGUGUUCCAUUAUGAGUACAGCAUGUUCCAUUAUGAGUACAGCGUGUUCCAUUAUAAAUACAACAUGUUAUAUUAUGAGAACAGCGUGUUCCAUUAUGAGAACAGCGUGUUCUAUUAUGAGUACAGCAUGUUCCAUUAUGAGUACAGCGUGUUCCAUUAUAAAUACAACAUGUUAUAUUAUGAGAACAGCGUGUUCCAUUAUGAGUACAGCGUGUUCCAUUAUAAAUACAUCGUGUUUCAUUAUGAGAACAUCGUGUUCCAUUAUGAGAACAGCGUGUUCCAUUAUGAUAACAAUGUGUUCUAUUAUGAGUACAGCGUGUUCCAUUAUGAUAACAGCGUGUUCCAUUAUGAAUACAACGUGUUCCAUUAUGAGAACAGCAACAGCGUGUUCCAUUAUGAGUACAGCGUGUUUCAUUAUGAAUACAGCGUGUUCCAUUAUAAGUACAGCGUGUUCCAUUAUGAGAACAGCGUGUUCCAUUAUAAAUACAGCGUGGUCCAUUAUGAGAACAGCGUGUUCCAUUAUGAGAACAUCGUGUUCCAUUAUGAGAACAGCGUGUUCCAUUAUGAGAACAACGUGUUCCAUAAUGAAUACAGCGUGUUCCAUUAUAAAUGCAGCGUGUUCUAUUAUGAGAACAGCGUGUUCCAUUAUACAUACAGCGUGUUCCAUUAUGAGAACAGCGUGUUCCAUUAUAAAUACAGCGUGUUCCAUUAUGAGUACAGCGUGUUUCAUUAUGAAUACAGCGUGUUCCAUUAUGAUAACAGCGUGUUCCAUUAUGAGAACAGCGUGUUCCAUUAUGAUAACAACGUGUUCUAUUAUAAGUACAGCAUGUUCCAUUAUAAAUACAGCAUGUUCCAUAAUGAGAACAGCGUGUUCCAUUAUGAGUACAGUGUGUUCAAUUAUGAGUACAGCGUGUUCUAUUAUAGGAAGGUGUUGUUUCAGGAAACCAUUGGUGUAAGAUACAUGUUGUAG